GUUCAGUGUCUUUAGCAGUGUCAUGAUGUCUGUUUCCAGGUGGUGCUCCACAUAUCUCAGACAUGAGGAUUGUGCUGCUGGGAAGCAGAUGGGAGGGGAAGAGUUCAUCAGGAAACACCAUCCUGGGAAGAGAGGAGUUUGAUACCUCAGGAAGAACAACUGUGUGUGUGAAGAGAGAGGGAGAAACAGCAGGGAGACACAUCACUGUAGUGGACACACCCGGAUGGGUUAGCGGUCUCUUUGUAGUGGACACUCCUGAACAUGAUAAACAAGAGAUUGUCCUCAGUGUGUCUCUGUGUCCUCCAGGACCCCAUGCUGUACUGCUGGUCAUUGAUGUGACUGCUUCAUUCACAGAGACACACAGAAUAGCAGUGCAGGAACACCUGGAGCUUCUGGGUGAGAGAGUCUGGGGUCACACUAUAGUGCUAUUCACCCGUGGGGACUGGCUGGGAAACACAACCAUUGAGCAGCACAUCAAGAGAGAAGGAAAAACUCUGCAGUGGGUUGUAGAGAAAUGUGGGAACAGGUAUCAUGUUGUAGGGAAUAACAAGAGCGAUGGUGGCCAGGUGACAGAGCUGCUGCAGAAGAUAGAAGAGAUGGUGGCAGGAAACAGAGGCCUUCACUUUGACUUUGAUGCAAAGAUUAUGAAAGAACUGACAAUGAAGAAGAAGGAAGACGAGAGAGACCCCAUGCUGUACUGCUGGUAUCAUGUUGUAGAGAAUGGCAAGAGCGAUGGUGGCCAGGUGAAGGAGCUGCUGGAGAAGAUAGAAGAGAUGGUGGCAGGAAACAGUGGAGGGCACAGUAUGGAUCAUCCUCCUAAACUUAGAGAAGGCCUACCUGAUGAAUACUCAAGCGGAGAUGCUGGAUAUGACUCUGCUAAUUUAGGACUUGAAGCUAAGCACAUAAAGUCCUUUAAGCAGCUGAGCGCUGCUGCCUCGACUCAAAGCUCUGGACAACAGAAGCCUUCCUUGAUACCAGCAGAUAGAAAAGCACCAUGUGCUGAGCAGAAAGUCUUCGAAAGAAAAGUUCCAUUUGUGGAUGUGUCGACAAUAUCUGUAAAUGAUGAUGAACUCAUCGGAUGUGGCUCCUAUGGAACAGUUUACAGAGGAUCAUACCAGGGAACUCCUGCUGCUGUAAAGAAGAUAAAAAUAGGCAACAAUCCAGGGACUACAAAUGAAUUAAUUAUACCUGGGUAA
Clupea harengus (Atlantic herring) is the source of this 1196-nucleotide messenger RNA. Its product is annotated as GTPase IMAP family member 4-like. NCBI's taxonomy places the organism in Eukaryota, Metazoa, Chordata, Actinopteri, Clupeiformes, Clupeidae. Gene Ontology annotation, molecular function: GTP binding; protein kinase activity; ATP binding. The record is from RefSeq and is a predicted model, not a curated record. Gene Ontology annotation, biological process: protein phosphorylation. Bases 63 to 1196 code for a protein of 377 amino acids. The transcript has 5 exons.